AUGUCUGAUAUAUCGAAUCAAGAGUUGAUUGAUCAGUUCAAAUUGAUUACUGGGUUUGAAUCUAGUGAAUCAAGUGAUACAAAUGAAGGAGAUGAUAUAGAUAGUAAGAUACUACGACUUUUAACUAUUCAUGACUAUAAUCUAAAUAAUUCAAUAUCAACUUAUUUCGAUACAGGAUUUGAAUCUAUUGGUAAUGUUAGUAUACAAGAAGAGGCAACAACAGGUGCAAGCUCAUCGGUAGAUCCUAGAGAAAUCGAAGGAUUCAUUGAUGAUACUUCAAUAGAUAAUAAUGAUCAAGAAUAUGGAGAUAUUGGGGAAUUAAUUCAUAGAUCAUCAAGUUCAAAUACUAGAAGUGAAUUUGUAAAUUUACAAACUCAAAUGUUUAUGAAUUCAAUGAUGCCUAGAUUACCUAAAGCACCUACUAUACCAAUGAGAUGGCAAUUAGACGUGGGGAUUUAUAGUUCAAUUUUACAUGAUAGAGAAAUAAGGAAUAAUCGACAACCACCAAAUAAAGAGGGAGUGACGGAAGAUGAAAAAUAUGAGUAUAAGGAUAAAUUGAUAAGUUCAGGUCAGAGAAAUACAAAUAGUAUGGGUAAUAGUUCAAUAAUUAAUGCCCUAUGGUUUAUUUUGUUAAUUAUUCCAAAAAGUUUUUUGCAGUUAUUACUAUCUUCAGUUAAAUAUAUAUUCGGAAUAGGUGGUUGGAAAGAUGAUAUUGGUGGAAACAAUUUUUCAGCUCAUAAACUGUUCAAAUAUGAUGAAAAUUUCGAUCCAAAUUAUUCAUUUAUAAAACAUUUACACAAACAUACUGAUACCAUUGACCACUUCAAAAAAUUCAAUAAUCUUAAAGACUCAAACUUCAACGAUAUUCAUCAACAUUGUCAAAAAGAAUAUGAUUGGUUAUUAGUAAUUCUAACUAAUGACUCCCAUGAAAAUCAAAAUUUCAUACAUACAUUAUUCAACAACUCAAAUUUUCAAAAAAAUUUCAAUUCAACAAAUGGAACAUAUAAAAACGUUCAGAUUUAUUUAGGUAAUAUAGAUCAUCAACCAGAAUCAUUUGAGAUAGCCAAAACUUACAAAAUUAAAAAAUUACCUUAUUUAAUGUUAAUAUCAAACGUAUCAUCAUCACCAGAAAUAAUGGCAUCAAUGUCAAUAGUUUAUAAAUCAAAUAUUUCAAUAAAUUUUAUAGAAACUUCAAAAGAUUUAAAAAUUACUAUACCUAAAAUUAUUAAAAAUUUAAUUAAAAAUAUUGAAAAAUUUAAUCCUCAAUUAGUUUCUGCUAAAUAUGAUAAACAAGAAAUGGAAUUUAGUAGGAUGAUUAGGAAACAACAAGAUGAUGCAUAUUCAGAGUCACUUGUAAAAGAUCAAAUUAAAAAACAAGAAAAAACUGAUCAAUUGUUAAAAGAAUCCAGGAUUAAAAGUCUAAAAAAUUUGAAGUUAUGGUUCAUUAAUAGUCUAAUUAAUGAUGAAUUCUUGAAUAGUACAACAGUUGACAAAUCCAAUAAUGCCUCAAAUUUAAAAAUAGCAAUAAAAUUACCAAAUGGUAAAAGAAUAAUAGAAAAUUUGAAUCCAGAAAUAACAAUCCUACAAUUUUACAUAUUCAUCGAAUUAAAACUUUAUCAAGAAUCAGAAAAACUAUUAGCAAUUGAGGAUUUAGAAUCACUACAAAUAGAUGAUGAGUAUAAGUACAAAUACUCAAAUCAUAUUGAAUAUUUUGAAGAUAUAGGAUUUAAAUUUGAUGUUAUUCAACCAUACCCUAAAAAAGUUAUUGGUUGUGAUUCUAAUGUGAUCAUUGGUGAUGUACCUGAAUUUAGGGGUGCUAAUUUUUUGGUUGAAUAUCAUCAUGAAGAUGAAGAUGAUACGGAGGAGGAAGAUGAUAUUGAUUUAUAA
Lodderomyces jiufengensis is the source of this 1887-nucleotide messenger RNA. RefSeq lists its product as uncharacterized. Bases 1 to 1887 code for a protein of 628 amino acids. The transcript has a single exon. NCBI's taxonomy places the organism in Eukaryota, Fungi, Ascomycota, Pichiomycetes, Serinales, Debaryomycetaceae. Gene Ontology annotation, cellular component: endoplasmic reticulum. The record is from RefSeq and is a predicted model, not a curated record. Gene Ontology annotation, molecular function: ubiquitin binding.